Molecule: messenger RNA, 1676 nt
Organism: Xenia sp. Carnegie-2017
Lineage: Eukaryota; Metazoa; Cnidaria; Anthozoa; Malacalcyonacea; Xeniidae
Product: glucoside xylosyltransferase 1-like
Biological process (GO): protein O-linked glycosylation via N-acetylgalactosamine
Molecular function (GO): UDP-xylosyltransferase activity
Source: RefSeq, a predicted model, not a curated record
GGAUAAUGGCGCAACUCGAAUUACGAUGCAGAGAGAAAAUGUAAACAAACGCCAAGUCUUUGAAUGGCCGUAACCAUCCUUAACCUCUGUCGAUCACGAUAAUGGUCUUACAGUAUGAAGGUCUGGCGUUUGAACACACGGCUUUUGAGGGCUUUAUUAUUUUGCCUUGUGUUUGUCAUGUUUAUUAGCUAUUGCCUAAUGCCAAAAAGGAAGAAAGACAACGAAAAUCAAACGGUUUCAAGCACGCUUUAUGAUUUGGAAAUUUCAAUCAACAAACGACACGAGGCCGCCGCCACGCAGAAACUUAAUACAAAAAAAUUAUCUUCCACAACACCCAAACGUGCAAAUAUGAUAAUGCAUGUGGCAUCAGUCAUUUGUGGAAAUCGUCUGGAAGAAGGACUCACAAUGAUAAAAUCCGCAUUGAUCUUCACCAAACAACGUAUUCAUUUUCACAUCGUUUCUGAACUUGAAUUACAAGACAAAGUCAGGCAUGGAAUAGGGAACUUUCUGGCACGUUCAGAAAAUUUUGAAUUUACAAUUUAUAACUUAUCGUUUCCUGAGGGGAAAAACAUGCAAUGGAAGACUUUGUUUAAGACAUGCGCUUCUCAACGAUUGUUUUUGAUGAACUUUUUGAUGCAAAAGAAAAUUCUUUAUCUGGAUACCGACACUCUGGUUUUAAGUCCUCUGGAGAAGAUUUGGGAUCAUUUUAGUCAAUUCAACAACAGUCAUAUAUCUGCGAUGACAAAUGAAGCAGAGGUCAAAACACUAGAUUGGUAUCCUCGUUUUGCUAGACAUCCUUUUUAUGGAAAAUUUGGUUUGAACUCAGGGGCAAUGCUGAUGGAUCUAAACAGCUUAAGAAAAUUAGACUUUACCACGGAGAUAGUUGAGAUGUAUAAAAUGAACAGAUAUAACAUUGUGUGGGGAGAUCAAGAUUUAUUGAACAUCUACUUCAAUAAAUAUCCAGAGCGUGUUUAUGUCUACUCCUGUGAAUGGAAUUAUCGACCAGAUCAUUGCAUGUACGGGAACAACUGCGAGACCGCUGUGCAAAAUGGUAUAUACGUUCUUCAUGGAAACCGGGGGGUGUUUCACAACACCAAACAUGAAACAUUCAAGGCGAUAUACGAAACAAUUAAACGUUACAAAUUUGGCCAAGAUAUUCGCACGGAAAUAGCAGAGAAAAUUUUGAAUCUUGAAUAUCAAAAAGUGGAAGAUAAAUACUGUAAGUAUAUUGUCAAUUAUGUGGUGAAGAAUAUGCAAAGAAACAACGCUUUGAGUUACGGAGAUGUGUAAACUUUACACAGACAGAAUGUUGACGAGGCCUGAAUUCAUAACAAUAUCACACUUUAUAUGUCAAGAAUUGACAGGAACAGAUCUAAUACAUGGAAAAUGGUAGACAACAAUUAACUGUCUUGAGCUUGGGAUAAAAAUUGACAUGAACAGAUCUAAUGGAAGAUUGUCAACGAGACUUAACUCUAUAUCACCUUACUCCUGUUUGGUGUAAAAAAUUCGGGAACAAAAACAAAAACAUAUUUGGUCGACACAACGUAAAAACGUAAUGUAAACUUUAGUUAACUAACGUAUCAUGAUGGAGGCAUGUAGCAUCAGUUGAACUGGUUAUUUAUGUUUAUUGAAAUCAUUUAAACACAAAAAUAUCGAUUAAAUGCAUGCGAAAUUUA